AUGUGGCCAGCCAGGGAUUUCAUGUGGAAUAAGCUGACAGGCACAAUACCAAAGGAGAUUGGGAAUAUUGCAACACUAAAACUCUUGCUUCUGAAUGGAAAUAAUUUAUCCGGUAGCUUACCGGAUGAGCUCGGCAACCUUACAAAAUUAAACAGAUUCCAAGUCGACGAAAACCAAUUGUCGGGUCCAAUCCCAGUGUCAUUUGCCAACAUGACCAAUGUUAAACACCUCCACAUGAACAACAACUCAUUUAGUGGUCAACUUCCACCCGAACUUUCGAAGCUGCCUAAUCUUAUCCACCUGCUUGUGGACAACAACAACUUAUCUGGUUAUCUUCCACCAGAAUACUCCAUGCUCCAAGGGUUGCGAAUACUCCAACUUGAUAACAAUAAUUUCAGUGGGAAUGGAAUUCCUUCUACCUAUGCAAACUUAUCCAGGCUUGUAAAACUGAGUCUGAGAAACUGCAAUCUACAAGGAACUGUUCCUGAUUUCAGCCCAAUAGCAAAUCUUAGCUAUUUAGAUCUUAGCUGGAAUCAUCUUACAGGACACUUGCCAACAAAUAAACUUUCAGACAAUAUAUAG
Arachis duranensis is the source of this 582-nucleotide messenger RNA. RefSeq names its product putative leucine-rich repeat receptor-like serine/threonine-protein kinase At3g53590. The transcript has 8 exons. The coding region runs from base 1 to 582 and encodes 193 amino acids. Gene Ontology annotation, molecular function: protein binding. NCBI's taxonomy places the organism in Eukaryota, Viridiplantae, Streptophyta, Magnoliopsida, Fabales, Fabaceae. The record is from RefSeq and is a predicted model, not a curated record.